Molecule: messenger RNA, 2797 nt
Organism: Mobula hypostoma (lesser devil ray)
Lineage: Eukaryota; Metazoa; Chordata; Chondrichthyes; Myliobatiformes; Myliobatidae
Product: lysophospholipid acyltransferase 1-like
Exons: 13
Coding region: 337-1683 (448 amino acids)
Biological process (GO): lipid modification
Cellular component (GO): membrane
Molecular function (GO): acyltransferase activity
Source: RefSeq, a predicted model, not a curated record
UUACUGUGUGUCAGUUGUUUGCCCUGUUUGCUGCCUUCUGGUUCCGUCUUUAUUUAAGUCCCAGUAGAGCAGGGGCAGUUGUACGUCAUGUGGUCAUUACAAUCUUUGGUAUAUAUUUUGCCAUCUUCUGCUUUGGAUGCUGGAUGGCUUCACAAUGCACUGCCAAGACAAGACUGCGGAGUCUUUUCAAAGGUAGAGGAGGAGGUGGUGUAUGCUUCAUGAUCAUCUCCUUGAGGUGAUUCUGUCCCAGUCCUGUCACCAGACCUGGAACACCUCAAGAUCAAGUGUCAUCCAUUUUAUCUGCUGUGGGAGGUUUCAGCGACCAUCUUGGUAGAGAUGUACAUCCCUCCACAGGCCAGUGUAAAGCGAGUUCAAGACAAACUGAGUGACUUAAUAAACAGGUACUCAUUACAUAUUUUUAUAGAAGUUUCUUUAUGCUAUGUGAUUAUGGCAAAAGCAAGCAUCUCAAAUAUACACAGGUAUUCAUUUGUAGCAGGAAUGGGCUAUCUCACAGUGUGCCAAAUUAGUAGAGUAUAUAUUUUUAAUUAUGGUCUGCUCUCCACAGAUUUCUCCGGACCUUUGAUGAUAGUCACCCAGAAAAUCACAAGCCUGGCCUUUCAAAUACAUGAUGGGAUGGGUUGUAAAGAUGAAGAACUUACAACCGAACAGCGCAAUCUUGCUGUCAGUACAAGACCUACAUUUCUAGAAUAUUGCAGCUAUCACUUGAAUUUUCUUGGUAUUUUGGCUGGGCCAACCAGCAAUUACAGGGACUAUAUUGCUUUUAUUGAAGGAACCCAUAUAAACAUGAAACUAAUAGAAGAACAGUGGAAGCAAAGGGGUUAUACCAAGUUCCCUGAUACUUCACCAUUUAGAGCUGUGGCAAACAAAAUGCUUAUCACCUUUUUCUGUAUGGUUUGGUUUAUGGGAAUUACCAAGAACUUUCCUAUCUCCUAUAACGUGGAUGACAAGUUUAUAAGUGAAACCUCAUUCUUCUGGAGACUCUGUUACCUCUUCAUCUCAGUUCAUGCAUCUAGACCCAAGUAUUACUUUGCUUGGACUUUAGCUGAUGCAGUCAAUAAUGCUGCUGGCUUUGGGUUCAAUGGCCUUGAUAAAAAUGGCAAUUUGCAGUGGGACCUAAUCUCAAACUUAAACAUCUGGAAUAUUGAGACUGCUACAAGUUUUAAAAUGUGCCUGGACAAUUGGAACAUUCAAACUGGAGCUUGGCUAAAGAGAGUUUGCUACAACCGGGCUCCCUACUUCCCCACUGCUCUAACAUUUAUCCUUUCAGCCUUGUGGCACGGUGUGUACCCUGGCUAUUACUUCACUUUUGUAACUGCAAUCCCUAUCACUCUGGCUGCAAGAGCGAUGAGAAGCAACUUCAGGCAUUACUUCCUUUCUUCUAAGAAAAUGAAAGUUGUGUAUGAUAUUAUCACUUGGACUUCAACUCAAACGGCGCUAUGCUAUAUUGUUACACCAUUUCUUCUACUGGCGACAGAGCCCACCAUCAAAUUCUACAAGUCAAUGUAUUUCCAUUUUCACAUUCUGUGCGCCCUUGUGCUCCCAGUUCUGACAAUCAGGAAACGGAAGUUUGUUGAAAAGAUGGCAAAAACUGAUCCAUCCUCCUCGAAUGCCAGCUCUUCUCUCACAGCCUCCGUUUGCCAGCUGUCCAAGAAAAAACAAUAGGAAUAAAGUAUGCUGGAAGUAUGAAAUGCAAAGAAAAAACUGUUGAGGGAGGAAAACAAAAAGAUCCAUUUUUCUCUAUCUGAGUGAUGUUAAGCAUGAGGGUACCCUGGUGCCAUCAUGAAAUGAGCAGUUUAAUGAAGUGUGUAUAUGUGCACUUGUGUUUGUUUACCGUGCACUUGUGUUUGUUUACUGUAUUGAACAACCCCUUGCUACUGACUUUUCCUUACCUGUACCAUUAAGUCAGGGUCAUUGGGGUGACUGUGGAAUGCAGGUAUUGCUGAUAUUUGCCAGCUUGUUGAGUUUUGUUUUCUGAAAAUGAUACCUUUGUCCUAUGAUUUUUUGGACACCUUCAUUGUGGAUGCAGUAUAUCUAAACAAUGACCUCAGCAGACGAAGUAAUUGUUGAGUAAUACCAGACCUACUGUUUAAAAAAAACAGCUUGUACUGUCAUUAUGAAACCUGUCAUUUUACAUUGUUAUUUGAAGUCGAUCUUCCUUUAUUUUUUGCCCCACCAUGUAACACCAUUGGCCUAGCCACUAGGCCAUUCAUGUAAUAUGCCUUCUUAAUCUUGGCAAACAGGAAAACCCUUACUCAUAAGUUCUAAUGUAUUGAUUUAUAAUCUAAUACCUUCUGAGCUGUAAGGCUGAUAAUAAUUGGUUUUGUUUCAUCACAGUUUUGAAGGAAGGACCAUUUGUUCUAAAGGUGGUAGGCCCCUCAUCUUCUAGAGUGGAGAUUCUUAAUUGAAUCACCACUACUCCCAUCUUUCAUUUCAGCUGGAUGAAAAAUGAGAAUGUCAAAAUUAAAAGUUCAGUGACUUUUCAGUACACUUACAGCUCUGAAUUGCUUCACUGAGGUAUACCAACUAAGUGAUUACAGUGAUUGAGUUCUGGGCAAAUAACUACACAGAUUGCACUAAAUAUAAUUUUACCAAACUUGCAAUAAUUGAAUGCUCUGUUUUAUUGUACAAUUUUUUGAUAAAAUCAAAACUGCUUGAGAGACAGCUUUAUCUAAUCAUAAAAAAUUGGAUGUUGUCAGUGCUUGCUUAUAUAUAUUGUAUAUGUGUAUAUAUGCUGUAUUUAUACAUAUACAGUAUAGAAAAAUUAAAAAUAGAUAUA